AUGAUUAACCUACUGGAAGCAAGUGCGAAGGACUUUGCCAGAGCACUUACCUCUACCUUCGGCGGUCCCCAAGUCACCAUCCGCGUGAAAUCCAGUGAUAAUGAAUAUCAGGUUUCGAAGGGUGUUAUAUGCCAAGCGCCCUAUUUCUCGAAGAUGUUCAACGGUCCAUUCUCCGAAGGCCAGACCCAGACCGCCGUGCUUGAAGACAUCGAAGGUGUUGUCUCAGAGCAAAGCCUCGAGGCGUUAAUUCAGUGGCUUUACAUGGGCCAAGUCAAGUUUCACAUGACGUAUCCGGAAGACCAUGGGCUGCAAAUCUCGGCUGCUAUCGAAUUCGCGAGAUUUGCCGACAUGUGUGGUGUGACUGGCCUGGAAACCGCGAUGGCAGAGCAAAUGGAGAAGAUCAUUCUCACCAACAAGGGUGAGUGGGACUGUUGUGUCGAUAGCAACAUCGAAUGUCUUUCGGCAGAACACAUCUCUUCCGCGGAGUACUUGAUCACGGGACAUCUCGUGCGCCGUGUGCUAGCCAAAGCCACAGUUGACGGAUUUCUUCGCUGUCGAAAUCACAAGUUUGCUUCUGAAACCCUUUCCUGUCCCAGGUUUUCAACCGACCUCCUUCAUGAAGUGGGAAAAGUCUUGGAGGGUCUGCAAGACGUAGACGGGUCUGUUCGCUUUCGGGAUCCCUUGACCGGAGAUUGGUUUAAGUUCAACGAUCUUUUUGGGUUGCGCCAUCAGAAGAUAGCGGGAUGCUAUGAUAAAUCUCUUCUUGGAAGUGAGGAUUGA
Penicillium cataractarum is the source of this 780-nucleotide messenger RNA. RefSeq names its product BTB/POZ domain-containing protein. Gene Ontology annotation, molecular function: protein binding. Bases 1 to 780 code for a protein of 259 amino acids. The transcript is spliced from 2 exons. NCBI's taxonomy places the organism in Eukaryota, Fungi, Ascomycota, Eurotiomycetes, Eurotiales, Aspergillaceae. The record is from RefSeq and is a predicted model, not a curated record.